GCUAUGCAUCCUCCCGGGCCGGGUAGAGUUCGGUUGAGCGGGUGCCGGAUGGUGGGGGAGUACCACUGAUGAGAGAGCGGGCCGGAGAAGGGACUGCUUUAGUACGCUUUGGAGGACCAUUAUUUCUGUCUGCUGGACACUGAUAAACACCUAGGGCGGGUUUCUUCAUCUAUUGUGGGAGGUGGCCUAGAGUGCUCUGCUUCUGGUUUCCAGCAGCAAUGUCACAGAGGAGUGGGCAGGAGGACCCGGAGCGGUACCUCUUUGUGGACCGUGCUGUGGUGUACAACCCGGCUGCACAGGCUGACUGGACUGCCAAAAGGUUGGUAUGGAUCCCAUCAGAACGCCAUGGCUUCGAGGCUGCGAGUAUUCAACAGGAGCGUGGAGAUGAGGUGGUGGUGGAGCUAGCAGAGAAUGGGAAGAAGGCAGUGAUCAACAAGGAUGACAUUCAGAAGAUGAACCCACCCAAGUUCACCAAGGUAGAGGACAUGGCUGAACUGACCUGCUUGAAUGAGGCUUCCGUGCUUCACAAUCUCAAAGACCGCUACUACUCCGGCCUUAUUUAUACAUAUUCUGGUCUCUUCUGUGUGGUCAUAAACCCCUACAAAAACCUGCCCAUCUACUCAGAAAACAUCAUUGAGAUGUACAGGGGCAAAAAGAGGCACGAAAUGCCCCCUCACAUAUAUGCCAUCUCAGAGUCUGCAUACAGAUGCAUGCUACAAGAUCGAGAGGAUCAGUCCAUUCUCUGCACCGGUGAGUCGGGAGCCGGUAAGACGGAAAACACAAAAAAGGUCAUUCAGUACCUGGCACAUGUUGCCUCCUCCCACAAAGGAAGAAAAGACCACAACAUUCCUCCAGAAUCACCUAAACCAGUGAAACUACAGAGUGGACCCCUGUUUUAUGGUGAAUUGGAACGGCAGCUGUUACAAGCCAAUCCUAUCCUUGAAUCUUUUGGGAAUGCAAAGACUGUGAAAAAUGACAACUCAUCACGUUUUGGGAAAUUCAUCCGGAUCAACUUUGAUGUCACCGGAUACAUCGUUGGGGCCAAUAUUGAAACCUACUUGCUGGAGAAAUCCAGAGCUAUUCGUCAAGCCAAAGAUGAGCGCACCUUCCACAUUUUUUAUCAGCUGCUGGCUGGAGCCGGGGAGCACCUCAAGUCGGACCUGCUUUUGGAAGGAUUCAACAACUACCGUUUCCUGUCCAAUGGUAACAUCCCAAUCCCGGGCCAGCAGGACAAAGACAACUUCCAUGAGACCAUGGACGCCAUGCACAUCAUGAGCUUUGCACAUGAGGAGAUUCUGGCCAUGUUGAAAGUGGUGUCCUCGGUCCUUCAGUUUGGCAACAUCGUCUUUAAGAAGGAGAGGAACAGUGACCAAGCUUCUAUGCCCGAUAAUACUGCUGCUCAGAAGCUCUGCCAUCUGCUGGGGAUGAAUGUAAUGGAGUUUACCAGAGCCAUCCUGACUCCAAGGAUUAAAGUGGGGCGAGACUAUGUGCAGAAAGCACAGACUAAAGAGCAGGCGGACUUUGCUGUUGAGGCCCUGGCUAAAGCAACAUAUGAGCGUCUUUUCCGCUGGCUUGUCCAUCGCAUUAAUAAAGCUCUGGAUCGAACCAAACGGCAGGGUGCUUCCUUCAUUGGGAUCCUGGACAUUGCUGGUUUCGAGAUCUUCCAGCUGAACUCAUUUGAGCAGCUCUGUAUCAACUACACCAACGAGAAGCUCCAGCAGCUCUUCAACCACACUAUGUUCAUCCUGGAGCAGGAGGAGUACCAGAGGGAGGGCAUCGAGUGGAGCUUCAUUGACUUCGGCCUCGACCUGCAACCCUGCAUCGACCUCAUUGAGAGGCCGGCAAACCCUCCAGGUGUGUUGGCUCUGCUGGAUGAGGAGUGCUGGUUCCCCAAAGCCACAGAUAAGACGUUUGUAGACAAGCUGAUCCAGGAGCAGGGCACACACACCAAGUUUCAGAAGCCCAGGCAGCUCAAAGAUAAGGCUGACUUCUGCAUCAUCCACUACGCCGGCAGGGUGGACUACAAGGCAGAUGAGUGGCUAAUGAAGAACAUGGACCCUCUGAAUGACAAUGUGGCCACGCUUCUCCAUCAGUCAACUGACAAGUUUGUGGCUGAGCUGUGGAAGGAUGUUGACCGUAUCGUGGGUCUGGACCAGGUGGCAGGAAUGAACGAGACAGCAUUUGGUGCCACAUACAAAACGAAAAAGGGCAUGUUUCGUACAGUGGGACAGCUCUACAAAGAGUCACUCACCAAGCUCAUGGCCACACUGAGGAACACCAACCCCAACUUUGUCCGCUGCAUCAUCCCCAACCAUGAAAAAAGAGCUGGUAAACUUGAGCCUCACCUGGUUCUGGACCAGCUCAGGUGUAACGGAGUCUUGGAGGGGAUUCGUAUCUGCAGACAGGGUUUCCCCAACCGCAUCGUCUUCCAGGAGUUCAGACAGAGAUAUGAGAUCCUUACACCCAACGCCAUCCCCAAGGGGUUCAUGGAUGGGAAACAAGCCUGUGAAAGAAUGAUCCAAGCCCUGGAGCUGGACCCCAACCUGUUCCGUAUUGGUCAGAGUAAGAUCUUUUUCAGAACUGGUGUUCUGGCUCAUCUGGAAGAGGAGAGAGACCUGAAGAUCACUGACAUCAUCAUCUACUUCCAGUCUGUGUGCCGUGGAUACUUGGCCCGCAAAGCUUUUGCUAAGAAGCAGCAGCAGCUGAGUGCCCUGAAGGUCCUCCAGAGGAACUGUGCUGCUUAUUUGAAGCUGCGACACUGGCAGUGGUGGAGACUCUUCACCAAGGUGAAGCCGCUGCUGCAGGUUACCAGGCAGGAGGAGGAGCUGCAAGCUAAAGAUGAGGAGCUGAUAAAAGUGAAGGAGAGGCAGCUAAAGGUGGAGAACGAGCUGGUGGAGAUGGAGAGGAAACACCAACAGCUCCUUGAGGAGAAGAAUAUUUUAGCAGAGCAGCUCCACGCGGAGACCGAGCUGUUUGCCGAGGCUGAAGAGAUGAGAGUUCGUCUCCUCUCUAGGAAGCAAGAACUUGAAGAGAUCCUUCAUGACUUGGAGUCCCGGGUGGAGGAGGAGGAGGAAAGGAACCAGAGCAUGCAGAAUGAGAAGAAGAAGAUGCAGGCGCACAUCCAGGACCUGGAAGAGCAGCUAGAUGAAGAGGAAGCUGCAAGACAGAAGCUGCAGCUGGACAAAGUGACAGCUGAGGCGAAGAUCAAGAAAAUGGAGGAGGACAUUUUGCUGCUGGAGGACCAAAACUCCAAGUUCCUCAAGGAAAAGAAGCUGCUAGAGGACAGGAUUGCUGAGAUGACCUCCCAGCUAACAGAGGAGGAGGAGAAAGCAAAGAAUCUCGGCAAGGUCAAGAACAAGCAGGAGAUGAUGAUGGUUGACCUGGAGGAGCGUUUAAAGAAAGAGGAGAAAACACGUCAGGAGUUGGAGAAAUCCAAACGCAAACUGGAUGCUGAGACGACCGACCUGCAGGACCAGAUUGCUGAGCUUCAGGCUCAGAUAGAGGAGCUGAAGAUCCAGCUGGCCAAAAAGGAGGAGGAACUGCAGGCUGCUCUGGCCAGGUGCGACGAGGAGUCUGUGCAAAAGAACAAUGCUUUGAAGCAGAUUCGGGAGCUGCAGGCCCAGAUAGCUGAGCUCCAGGAGGAUCUGGAGUCUGAGAAGAUGUGUCGAAGUAAAGCUGAGAAACUCAAAAGAGACUUGAGUGAGGAGCUCGAAGCUCUGAAGACCGAGCUGGAGGACACACUGGAUACCACAGCCGCCCAGCAGGAACUCAGGAGCAAGCGAGAGCAAGAGGUGGCAGAGCUGAAGAAGGCCAUAGACGAGGAGACCAAAAACCACGAGGCUCAGAUCCAGGACAUGAGACAGAGGCAUGGCACAGCACUCGAAGAGCUAUCCGAACAGCUGGAACAGGCCAAGAGGUUCAAGGCCAAUCUAGAGAAGAACAAGCAGUGUCUGGAGAAUGACAACAAAGAGCUGGCCUGUGAAGUGAAGGCUCUGCAGCAGGCAAAGACAGAGUCAGAACACAGGAGGAAGAAGCUGGAGGCCCAGUUGCAGGAGUUCAUGGCCAGGGCCACCGAGGUGGAGAGAGCCAAGGGAGAGCUGGCUGAGCGCUCACACAAGCUCCAGACGGAGCUGGAAAACGUGUCUACUUUGCUGGAGGAGGCAGAGAAGAAGGGUGUGAAGCUGGCUAAAGAAGUUGAAAACCUGAACAGCAAACUGCAAGACUCAGAGGAGUUACGGCAGGAGGAGACGCGUCAGAAGCUGAACCUGAGCGGCCAAAUGCGCCAGCUGGAGGUGGAAAAGAACAACUUGCUGGAGCAGCAGGAAGAGGAUGAGGAGGCACGACGCAGCCUGGAGAAGCAGCUGCAGACAGUGCAGGCACAGCUGUUUGAGACAAAGAAAAAGUUGGAGGAGGACAUGGGAGCAAUGGAGGGCCUGGAGGAGGUGAAGAGGAAACUCCAGAAGGACAUGGAGCUCACCAACCAGCGUCUGGAGGAGAAGAGCAUUGGCCUGGACAAGAUGGAGAAGACCAAGAACCGACUGCAGCAGGAGCUAGAUGACCAGAUGGUGGAACUGGACCUGCAGAGACAGAUCGUCUCCAACCUGGAAAAGAAACAGAAGAAGUUUGAUCAGAUGUUGGCUGAGGAGAAGACCAUCUCUGCUCGUUACGCUGAGGAACGUGACCGAGCUGAGGCUGAGGCCAGAGAGAAGGAGACCAAGGCCCUGUCAAUGGCCAGAGCUCUGGAGGAGGCCUUAGAGGCCAAAGAGGAACUGGAGCGGUUUAACAAGCAGCUCCGUGCUGAAAUGGAGGACCUGAUGAGCUCCAAGGAUGAUGUGGGGAAGAAUGUCCAUGAAUUAGAGAAAUCCAAGCGUACGCUGGAGCAGCAGGUGGAGGAGAUGAGAACACAGCUGGAGGAGCUGGAGGAUGAGCUGCAAGCCACAGAAGAUGCCAAACUCCGCCUGGAAGUCAACAUGCAAGCCAUGAAGGCUCAGUUUGACCGAGACCUGCAGGCCAGAGAUGAGCAGGGCGAGGAGAAGAAAAGGGCGCUGGUCAAACAGGUACGUGAGAUGGAGGCGGAGCUGGAGGAUGAGAGGAAGCAGAGAACUCUGGCUGUGGCAGCCAAGAAGAAGCUGGAGAUGGACCUGAACGAGCUGGAGGGUCAGAUCGAAGCUGCCAACAAAGGCAGGGAUGAGGCCAUCAAACAGCUCAGAAAACUACAGGCUCAAAUGAAGGACUACCAGAGAGAGCUGGAGGAGGCCCGAACCUCCCGGGAUGAGAUUUUCACCCAGUCCAAGGAGAAUGAGAAGAAACUCAAGAGCCUAGAAGCUGAAAUCUUGCAGCUUCAGGAGGACCAUGCGGCCUCAGAGAGGGCCCGUCGACAUGCUGAACAGGAGAGAGAUGAGCUGGCUGAUGAGAUCUCCAGCAGUGCUUCUGGAAAGUCGUCAUUGCUGGAGGAGAAGAGGAGGCUGGAGGCUCGCAUCACCCAGCUGGAGGAGGAGCUGGAGGAGGAGCAGGGCAACAUGGAGCUGCUCAAUGACCGCUUCAGAAAGACCAACCUGCAGGUUGACGCCCUGAAUACUGAGUUGGCCGCAGAGCGCAACACUGCGCAGAAGAGUGAGAAUGCCCGCCAACAGCUGGAGCGGCAAAACAAGGAGUUGAAGGCCAAGCUGGCAGAGCUGGAAGGGGCUGUCAAGUCAAAGUUUAAGGCAUCCAUCACUGCUCUGGAGGCCAAAAUCCUGCAGCUGGAGGAGCAGCUGGAGCAGGAAGCCAAGGAGAGGGCAGCGGCCAACAAAAUUGUCAGACGUACAGAGAAGAAACUGAAGGAGGUGAUGAUGCAGGUGGAAGAUGAGCGUCGUCACGCUGACCAAUACAAGGAGCAGAUGGAGAAGGCAAACUCUCGCAUGAAGCAGCUGAAGCGUCAGUUGGAGGAAGCAGAGGAGGAGGCCACCAGAGCCAACGCCUCCCGCAGGAAGCUGCAGAGGGAGCUGGAUGAUGCCACCGAGGCCAGCGAGGGUCUCACCCGAGAGGUCACCUCUCUGAAGAACCGCCUCAGGCGUGGCGGUCAAGUGAGCAGCUUCUCCUCCAGCCGUUCGGGCCGGCGCAACCUCAAUCUGGACGGUGCCUCCGUCGACAUGUCUGAUGACGACGCCGACAGCCGCUCUGGCGACUUUAAUGAGACGCAAACCACCAAUGUCGAAUAACCGCAGCAGCGACCCUCUCUUCACUUCCCCCCUCUCCCCCAUUUAUGCCCCCCUCCUCCAUCUGUGACCUGCAACCCCCAACCAACAAUCCUCAGCAUCCACAUGGUCUCUAUUCAUCUCAAACCACUCAGAAGAUCCAAGCAAUGAGAUGUUUUUAUUCAAGCUGGGCGGGGCCCUUUUUCCAUCAAUUACCACUGCAGGGAAAAUCCACCACCCUCCUCAAGAAAAGCCUCCGAUCCCGGAGCGUCACAGGGGCAAACGGACACUUCUGCCUUACUCCGUUCUCCUCUGACAAGCUGCUAGUUCUGGCUCGUCCAUCAGUAUCAUCUCAGCGUCAUAACCCUACACCCCGUCCCAUCAAAAGAUAUCUGCUCCGCUUUUUGAGAAAGUAUAGGUACAAAGUGCUUUUUAUACAUACCAAACUCUGCGUGCAAGUGAAAGCUGUGAGGUGUGCACACGUCAUGUGACCGCACCUCAUACCGGAAAUGCAGGACUACAAGGAAAAGUGUUUCACUCUGGUGUUGUAAGUGUUCUGCUCACUCAUCAUGUAAAAGCCAUUUCUCACCUGAUCGUGUAAAAGCCAUUUCUCACCUGACACGCUCCCUCCAUCCAGUGUUCAGAAUGACUAAAACCUAAAAAACACAAACCGAGGUCACUGUGGCCUCUGGACUGCCACACUGACGGCUGCUUUUGUUGCAUGAGUCUCCUUCUGACGAUGUUUCUUGUUCAGCUUUUACACUGCAGCACUAUAGGAACAACUAACAUCUUGGGACAUGCAAUAGAAAACACGGACUCUGAAAUGAAAGUAUAUUACUGUGAAAAGAAAAAAAAAAAAAAGAGGUAUUAUAUUUUCUCUGUGGCUUCAUCUCAACUUGUAAUGAAGGAAUGUCUCGCUGGGUUUUAACUGGUUAUCUAAAGCUAACAACCUGUCCUGUGGAUUGGCCUGAGCUGUGAAUGAUGCAAAGAUGCUGGAAUAUGCACAAAACUGCACAGAGAAUUUUAAACAUAAAGCUAACAAGAGGAAAGAAGCUCAAACUGGAAGCACUAAGGCUGCACUCAGUGUGACACUAAAUGGUUAAUAAACACGUGCUCCAAUUAGAAAUGGAGAAAGAUUAAUAGUCACCCUGUCACUACAUUUACAAUGUUUGUGCUCAGCCACUCUUUGUGUUGCUGUUAAAUUGACUUUAUGCUAGGAUUUGGCAAAAUAUAUACUGUAAAUAAAAUGGAAAAAUUCAAGACUAAAGACUUAAAGCUUCAGCAAGCAUAGUUUUUUUUUUUUUUUCCUUUCUGAUCUUUAGGAACUCAAAUCGCGGUUUAAUGACUCUUGACUGCUGUUAAUGAAGGUCUUUCCAAAAUCCUAAAACAUUCACUACCAGCUGGAAGAAGAAAUCUUAAGAUUUUUAAGCCAACACGGAUGAAAAGUCUCAAGUGCCUGAGAAUCUGUCCAUCCAUCAGUCCAGUUUAAUAACAUAUGGGUCCAGGUUGUGGGGGUGGUAAUCUGAGCAGAGAUGCACAGUCCAAUCCCCCUCUCUCACUCCCCUGGACACUGAGGGGUUCCCAGGCCAACCAAAUGACUCCCCAGAGUGUCCUGGGACAGCCCUGGCACCUCCUCCAGGAUAGACACACCUGAAACACCUCAUCUAGGAAAGAUCCUAGUCAGGAGCUCCAACCAUCUCAACUAGUUCCUUUAUAUGUGGAGGAGUAGUGCAGCUGAAUGAUACCCUACAGAGGAAGGUCAUUUCUGCAAUCUCAUUUGUAUUAGAACAAGAUGACGAGCACAUCCUCCAAAGGCUGUCUGAAAAUCAAAGGUUAGAUGUAGUAAGAAGUCCCAUAAAGAUGGCAGCAGGAAACCUGUCUGACAUGUAACCCUUGAGUAUGUUUGUCUAGAAUAUUGUCACUUAUAUUAAAUGCAUAUUAACAUGUCCUGUGAAACAGGCAUUACAAGCUGCCUUCAACUCUGGGAAACAAGUUUAAAAGUGAUCUCAGAGUUUAGUCCGUUAGUGGUGAACCUCUUCUGGAGCUUUUGAUCAUUUGGUGUGUGGAUGGAGUCGGAAAAAAGUCCAGGCCUCUGCUGUGUAGACUUCCUCUCUCUGCUACAUUAGCAUAACAAACCUGAACUGAUUAAGUUGCAUUGUGGGAAAUGUAGGCGCUGGUUUUUGGCAAAGACUGAGGUGUGAUCAUGGUAUGUCUGGUUAUAUUGCAUUUAUUUUAAAGUCAUCAGUUGAGUUCCUCUUAAAUACUUCUCAUCUGUGCUGGCUCGUAAUUUCCAAGAAAAGAAAUGUUUAAAGUUUUAAGAAAAUACUUUUCAUCCUUCAGCCAGACGGUUAAGAUUGUUCCGAUUUCAAAAAUACCUUCAGAACAGCAGUAAAAGUCAGUAGAUACAAACUCUAAGCUCUGUGCUCUUUGAUCCCAACUCUUCAGACUUGAUCAAAGCACUUGGUCUACGUACAUUACGGUUCUCUGAAUUUAAGUUUUGUUUUUGGGGGUUUUUCCCCUUUAUUUGCUAUUUUAGUUCAAGUUUUGUUUUUUUUGUUUUUUUUUGCUCUGCUUGAACUUCAGCUGCACCACCACAGUGUGAAAACUACAUGCCAGGGCUCCCAUUGCCACUGUGUGUCGUUUGUCGCCAUCAGUGGUGGACUCCUUUGCCCCUCUCCUCAAAUCUUGACACUAAACAGUAUGUUUCUUUAAAAGUGCCUUAGACACUAAAUAAGAACAUAAGCAGGCAAAGAGUCCUCACAAAGGUAAACAGGUACAUCAUGAAGAUAUUCAAGACUUCAUUUUCCUUUUUUCUUUUGUAUUGUUGCUGAGCUUGGUAUCAUCAUAUCCACCGUGUACCUCUACGUUCAUAAUAACCUAGCUAGAGCGUGUGGGUCAGAGUCAGUAUUACAGUAUUAUGAUUAACUAACAUGAGAAGCGGAGCCCUCUGCAGCCUCAUUUCCCCACAUUACUCUCAUUCUAAGCUCGUUUCCUUCCUCAGGUGAAGGCUUAGCACAUUACUGUGGGAACUGAUGCGCUGCUCGGGAUGCAAUUUGGUUGGAAGCUUUAACAUUCACUAGUAGUUAACUCGGUUUUCUUUUAUUAUCCAGCAGUAUUUGCAGCUGAACGCCUGGUUGUCAACAACCAGGCGUUCAGCUGCAAAUACUCUCAUUGUUAUUUCUUGUAUACCUGUAUUUCUAGACAGUGAUUUUUUUUUUUUCUGUUUUUGUAAGAGGAAAAUAAAGCAUAUUCAUUGUAACUGUUAUGCUGAUCUUGUAUUUUCUUUUUUUUAGGCUUGUGUCAUUGUUUAAGAAUAUCAUAUUGUGAUUUUCUGUACUUGGUACUCAUACAAAGGCAAAUCUAAAAAGUUCCCGUCAGUGUUUUUACAUCGUUAUGUUAAACAAAACUGGUUGUACUCAACCUAAAAUUAGUGAUGAAAAUGUUGGCGCACCCCGACACCAUUAAAUAUCCUCAAAAACAAGGAUGAUGCAGUUUCCUGAUUUUAAAGGGGCCCUGUUUUGCUUCAUGUUUACUGUUGGACUCCUUAUCUUGUACUUGGCCUUAAUGGACCCCUCAGUUCAUGCUGUCUGAAAUUAGCCUUGUUUUGUUUGUGAGGAGCAGCCAAUUAAAAGGAAGAGGAGCAAAGAGUUUUAGGUGAACAGGUGAAUGGGGCCGCUGUGUGUUCAGCGUUGGAUAGUUGAGCUGAUUUAAUCCCAAGUUUGCACAGCUAAAGUUGGCUCAGGAUGGUGGCGCAUGAGAUGAUCCCUCUUGUUUAAAUUAAAAAUACUCUGGGAAUACUGUAAUCAAAUAUCAAUAUUUGGUGUCCCUGUAUCAAUAUGGUAUCACCACGCAUAUUGUGAUACUGUGCUGUGUUGAUUUUAUCUUUUUGUUCACCAGCCCUAAUAAAAACAUUUCUUUUUUGUAAACAAAAUUUACUUAAGUUUAAAAUACCAUCUCAUAAUGUGCAUUCAGAGCCAGAUUUUUUU
This is a messenger RNA of Archocentrus centrarchus (flier cichlid), 10162 nucleotides long. Its product is annotated as myosin-10. Lineage: Eukaryota; Metazoa; Chordata; Actinopteri; Cichliformes; Cichlidae. The record is from RefSeq and is a predicted model, not a curated record. Gene Ontology annotation, cellular component: myosin filament; myosin II complex; cytoplasm. Gene Ontology annotation, biological process: actomyosin structure organization; regulation of cell shape; mitotic cytokinesis. Gene Ontology annotation, molecular function: microfilament motor activity; actin filament binding; ATP binding. The coding region runs from base 219 to 6200 and encodes 1993 amino acids. The transcript has 44 exons.